ACUCUUCAGAGGUACCUUCUGAUCCUAUCUCUGAUAAUACUAAUUUAGAUGAAAUUAAUUAUUGUCUGUGAGACCACCAGCACACCAAACACUGAGUCUACUACUAUUCAAUAUAUUCUUCCACCUCGUUCUAACCAUGGUCAACCUCCAACUAAAUAUGAACCAGACCUCCAAGCCAAAGUUAAAUAUCCCAUUAGUAAAUAUGUGUCAUCUCACAGGUUAUCUCAAUCAUAUGCAUCAUUUGUAUCAAACCAAGAUUGGCCUCUUCUACAAUUUGAUGUGAAAAAUGCUUUCCUACAUGGAGAAAUUUUAGAAGAAAUUUAUAUGGAUUCUCCACCAGGCAUGACAGAUUCAACUGGAAUGAAGGUUUGCAAAAGUAACUCUGAUCACACCUUAUUUUUUAAGAGAGGAAAAGGAAAAAUUACAGCUUUGAUUAUAUAUGUAGAUGACAUGAUUGUUACAGGAAAUGACCAAGAUGAGAUUUCUAGUUUACAACAAUACCUUGCAUUUGAAUUCGAGAUGAAACAACUUGGAAACCUCAAAUAUUUUUUGGGUAUUGAAGUAGCUAGAUCAAAACAUGACUCAGCAAGCAUAGACAGAGGAAGAUACCAAAGGCUGGUAGGAAAAUUAAUUUAUUUGUGUCAUACACGUCUAGAUAUCACCUAUGCAGUGAAUGUCGUUAGUCAAUUUAUGCAUGACCCACGAAAGCUUCAUAUGGAUGUUGUUGAGAGGAUUUUGAGAUAUUUGAAGUCUGCUCCUAGUAAAGGAAUUUUGUUCUCAAAUCAUGGAAACUUAAAGGUAGAAGGGUAUACCGAUACAGAUUGGGCAAGUUCAAAAGAUGAUAAAAGAUCUACCUCUAGAUACUUUACUUUUGUAUAA
Messenger RNA from Vigna radiata var. radiata (mung bean), 879 nucleotides. RefSeq lists its product as uncharacterized. NCBI's taxonomy places the organism in Eukaryota, Viridiplantae, Streptophyta, Magnoliopsida, Fabales, Fabaceae. Bases 49 to 879 code for a protein of 276 amino acids. The record is from RefSeq and is a predicted model, not a curated record. The transcript has 4 exons.